Messenger RNA from Chilo suppressalis (striped riceborer), 1460 nucleotides. NCBI's taxonomy places the organism in Eukaryota, Metazoa, Arthropoda, Insecta, Lepidoptera, Crambidae. The record is from the annotation of a GenBank genome assembly.
AAAAUUCAAAAAAAAAAUCAAAAUUCAAUAUUGUUUAUUCAGUCUAGGCUGUUACAAGCACUUGUGAAUGUCGAAAAGCUACGCCAUCGGUUCGCAAAUCUACGGCGGGAGACCUUGUACUGAGAAGAACCGGCAAGAAACUCAGCAAGGGCUGUUUUUUUCUCCCUGUAUUAUAUACAGAGUCGUCAAUUUGAAAAAUGACUUCAAUAUGAGAUAAUUCAUGAAGUCACUUUCCAUUACAAAUGUAAAUGAUAAAACAAUUAUGACUAUAAAAUAAAAAAUAUAAAAAACAGAUCUAAAAAUUAAAAAAAGUUUAGGAAUGGCGUGUCCUACUGUUUAGGCAUAAAAACAAAUGUACCAUUAAAGUUAAAUACAACGAUUAGUACCCAAUGUAGCAAGAGCAGACUCAUCUCCGCUGGCAGCACCCUAGAUGCAACAACACGAACAAAAUCAUGGCCAAAACCUGUCCAAAAGGUACAUUGGACGAUCCAUGGAGCUCCGUAAAAACCAAUGUAAAUACAAAGGAUCAAAAUAUGAGCCUUGUAGAUACCACAGUGUUCUUAGGACUUACACUAGAUUCAAAGUUGCAAUGGGGCCCACUACACCGUCCUGAUGAUGAGUCUUCAGCGAUUAUUGAGAACAUUGCGCGACAUCCUUCGCCACACUGUACAAUAAAUCAUCUAGAUUUUGAUUUUGAUAACCAAUUCUGUUCCUGGUUUGUUGAAAAAGAUAUUUCACCACUACAAUCUGUUGAUGCAACUUACACUGAAGCGACACCACAAACUUCUAGGAAAAGAAAGAACAACCCAAGAAAGGACAAGGGAAAUAUCAGACGCCGUCAUGUUACUGAAUGGAAAGACUGCAAAAGAAAAAUACUAAGAAACUUAGGCAAGGCGUAUAAGUGUCGCGACGGUACUGUUAAGAGUGAAGUCGGACAUACCCAAAGUAAAGGUGACAACGUCCACGCAUUAAUUGAGAAAACUGCUAAGAAUAAGCUUAUUUAUACACCAUUUGAGUGGAAUUGUUUAGUUCGUUGGGCUAAACAAACUGGAAAGCCUUACGUUGUCGAAGAAUUGCAGUUUACCAACUUUUUUAAUUACACAGCUUUAUUAAAGGAAAAUUGGGUAAAAAGCAGUAAUGGGAAUAAAGUGCAAUGGAAUAAAAUUAGAGAAGUCCUUGUAAAACCGGAAGAUUCCUAUAAGUUAUUUUAUAAGUAUGAUUUAGCUGCGGAUGAUUAUCAUGUUUUAUGUGUAAAAGCAUCCAGGAGACAAUGUGUUUCUAAUGUAGAAGCACUUUAUGAAACCAAUGAAGCCUAUUCCCAAGGCAAAAAAAAUCACUUUGUGAAUAUGUGCAAGUCUCAAAUCAUUUCCAGUACUCACCAUGUUUUUUUCCAAAGUUUACCAGAGAGUGACAAUUAUGUUAAUAUAGACUCAGGAUUCGGAUUCUUUUUUUUAAAGUAA